Molecule: messenger RNA, 4732 nt
Organism: Cavia porcellus (domestic guinea pig)
Lineage: Eukaryota; Metazoa; Chordata; Mammalia; Rodentia; Caviidae
Gene: Ccdc88b
Product: coiled-coil domain containing 88B
Exons: 27
Coding region: 98-4630 (1510 amino acids)
Biological process (GO): cytoplasmic microtubule organization; cytoskeleton-dependent intracellular transport
Cellular component (GO): cytoplasm; centrosome
Molecular function (GO): microtubule binding; dynein light intermediate chain binding
Source: RefSeq, a predicted model, not a curated record
CAGGGUGUCUGUGGCUCUGCUGGGAUCCCCUUGGGGACUUCCUCUUCCUCUCUGGGCAGGUGUAGCUGCCGCAGCGGAUCGACACCCUGACCCCGACAUGGAGGGGGGCCAGGGGCCCAGACUUGGAGACUUCCUGAGCGGGAGCCUGGCCACCUGGGCGCUGGGACUGGCGGAGCUGGUGGGGGAGGCGGAGGAGCUCUCGGGGACCGAGGAGGAAGAGGGGCCUCUCAGUCCGGAGAAGAGGUUCCUUCGGCUCAGCGAUGGAGCCCUGCUCCUCCGUGUGCUGGGCAUCAUUGCCCCCAGUUCCCGAGGGGGUCCUCAGAGGGCCAGCGGCCAUGAUGGACCUGAGGCCCGUCGGGUGUGGAACCUGAACCAGCUGUGGACCCGACUGAGAGACUUCUACCAGGAGGAGCUGCAGUUGUUGGUCUUGUGGCCACCCCCAGAUCUCCAGACGUUGGGGUUUGACCCCCUCUCAGAAGAGGCGGUAGAGGGGCUGGAAGGCCUGCUUCGGCUGCUGCUGGGUGCGUCGGUGCAGUGUGAGCACCGGGAACUCUUCAUCCGCCACAUUCAGGGGCUGAGCCUGGAUGUUCAGAGUGAUCUGGCUGCCGUCAUCCAGGAGGUGACCCAGCCUGGGGCUGGUGUGGUGCUGACUCUAGCUGGACCUGAGCCUGGGGAGCUGGCGCCAUCGGAGCUGGAGAUGUUGUCCCGCAGCCUGAUGGGGACUCUGUCCAGGCUGGCCAGGGAGAGGGACCUGGGGACUCAGAGGUUGGCGGACCUGCUGCUGCAGCCAAGGUGGGCUCCCUUGCUGCCUGAGGCUCCUGUCAGGGCUCCCACAGAGGGUCCUUCGCACCACCUGGCACUGCAGCUGGCAAAUGCCAAGGCCCAUUUGCGGCGCCUGAGGCAGGAGCUGGAGGAGAAGGCCGAGCUGCUGUUGGAUUCCCAGGAGGAGGUGCAGGGCCUGGAGGCUGAAAUUCGAAGGCUCCGCCAGGAGGCUCAGGCGCUGUCGGGACAGGCCAAGCGGGCUGAACUGUAUCGCGAGGAGGUGGAGGCUCUGCGGCAGCGGGUGGGCCGCCUGUCCCGACUACAGGAAGAGCUGGGACGGUGUCGUGAGCGGCUUCAAGCGGCUGAGGCUUGCAAGAGCCAGCUGGAAGAGGAGCGCGUGCUCUCAGGGGCCCUGGAGGCCUCGAAGGCGCUGCUGGAAGAGCAGCUGGAGGCUGCCCGAGAGCGCUGUGCCCGGCUGCAUGAGGUCCAGCGGGAGAACCUGCUGCUGCGUACCCGGCUAGGCGAGGCUCACGCGGAGCUGGACUCCUUGCGGCAUCAGGUGAACCAGCUUGCAGACGAGAACGUGGAGCUGGAGCUGGAGCUCUGCAGGAGUCUGGAGCCACCCCUGGACUCCCCUGUAGAGGCACCCCUGCCCGCAGCAGCCCCCUCGCUGCAGGAUGAGGUGAGGGAGGCCGAGGCAGGGCAGCUGCGGACCCUGGAGCGGGAGAACCAGGAGCUUCGAGGCCUGCUUCAGGCACUGCAGAGGCAGCAAGGUGACCAGCCCCCCCUGUUGGAGGAGCAGAGCGGGAAGUCUGUGCUUCUAGUACCGGAUGGUGCCCCCCAGGCAUCCCUGGGCUCUGGCCACAGCCCUCAGUCCUUGCUUUGCCCCCAAGUAGGGGAUCAAGACCUCCAGCUGACUCCCCCUGCAUCAGACUUAUGCCCUGAGGGAUCAGCUGAGAGUCCCCAGGCAUCUGAUUCAUCCCGAGAGGUGACAGAAAAGCCCUUCCAGGCAGCUGGCAUAGAGACACAGGAGGCCCUGGAGGAGCCCAGUCCCAGAGCCACUCUCCAGUCAUCCACUUGUGUGGCCCCAUGUCAGAAUCCAGAGAUCAAAACAGAGGUGCUGCAGUUGCCGGGAGGAGAGACUGGGAAGAUUCAGGCUCCCCAAAAGGAGUUGAUGCUUGAGGUUCAGGGUCUGAGAGAGGAGGGUCCUGAGUGCAAGCGAGGCUCCUCAGAGCCCAGCCACUGUGAGCUGCUGGAGAAGCCUGUGACCAUGGGCCAGGAACUGAAUGCGCCUACCAGACCACCAGGGGCCCGAGGCCAUGAGCUGCGGCUGAUAGGGAUGGUCAGAGAACUGGCCCCUCUAUCGCCACAGCAGACAUCUGAAGGUGCUCCCAAUGCCAGGGCCUUGGAAGGACAGAUCCUAGGGGAAACCCUGGAGGGUGGUGUCUCAGAGCAGGAGGCCCUCAGGGAAGAGGUGGCACGGCUGAGGACAGAGGCUGUGGCCCUGGAAGCUAAGCUGGAGGCCCAGGCCCGAAGGCUGGAGGCCCGAGGUGCAGAGGUGGCCCGACUCUCUGAGGAGCUGGCGCAUGCACGAAGAGCAGAGGCUGAGGCUCAUCGGGAGGUGGAGGCCCAUGCCCAGGAGCAGACCCAGCUGCGGGAGGCUGUGGAGGCAGCUGGCCGAGAGCUGGAGGCUGCAUCACGGGAGCGGGAGGCGCUGGCAGAGGCCCUGGCAGCAGCAGGCCGAGAGCGGAGGCAGUGGGAACGCGAGGGGCCCAGGCUGCGGGCCUGGGCCGAGGCUGCUGAGGAGCGGGUGCAGGCACUGGAGAGCCAGAGGCAAGGCUGCCUGCAGGAGGCUGAGCAGGAGCGCCGGGAGAAGCAGGCCCUCAGUGAGGAACUCGAGAAGGCCACGGCUCGGGGCCUGGAGCUGGGGUCCCGGCUGGAGCACCUGCAGCAGGAGCUGGAGCAGGCGGCACAAGAGCGCCUCAAGUUUCUUCAGGAGCAGGAGAACCAGCAGCAGAGGUACCAGGGCCUGGAGCAGCGGUUGGAGACUGAGCUGCAGGCAGUGGCCACCAGCAAGGAGGCGGCGCUGAUGGAACUUAAGAGCAGGGCACUGAAGCUGGAAGAGGAGCUGCUCCAGCUGCGCCAGGGCCCCAUGGGAGUUUCUGAGCCACAGGUGGCAGCGGCCCAGGGCAGCCGGCUCAUUGAGGUGGAGCGCAGUAACGCAACGCUGGUGGCUGAGAAGGCGGCGCUGCAGGGGCAGCUGCAGCACCUGGAGGGGCAGCUGGGGAGUCUGCAAGGCCGGGCCCAGGAACUGCUGCAGCAGAGUCAGCGGGCACAGGAGCAUAGUAGCCGGCUACAGGCCGAGAAAUCUGCGCUGGAGCUGCAGGGCCAGGAGCUGCACCAGAAGCUGGGGGUGCUGGAGGAGGAGGUUCGCGCGGCACGGCAGGCCCACGAGGAGGCUCGAGGACAGCAGCAGGCUCUGCUGCGGGACCACGAGGCUCUGGUGCAGCUGCAGCGGCGGCAGGAGGCCGAGCUGGAGGGGCUGCUGGGCCGGCACCGUGACCUCAAGGCCAACAUGCGGGCGCUGGAGCUGGCCCACCGGGAGCUGCAGGGCCGGCACGAGCAGCUGCAGGCCCAGCGGGCCAGCGUGGAGGCCCAGGAGGUGGCCCUGUUGGUUGAGCGUGAGCGCCUGAUGAAGGAUGGACAUCGGCAGCGGGGCAUGGAGGACGAGCUGCGGAGGCUGCAGAAUGAGCACGACAGAGCUCAGAUGCUGCUGGCAGAAGUGUCUCGGGAGCGCGGGGAGCUGCAGGGUGAGCGUGGAGAGCUGAAGGGGCGACUGGCCAGGCUGGAGCUGGAGAGGGCGCAGCUCGAGGUGCAGAGCCAGAAGCUGCGCGAGUCCAACCAGCAGCUGGACCUGAGUGCCUGCCGGCUGGCCACACAAUGCGAGCUGCUGACAGAGCUUCGGAGUGCUCAGGAGGAGGAGAACCGGCAGCUGCUGGCUGAGGUGCAGGCCCUGAGCCGGGAGAACAGGGAGCUGCUGGAGCGCAGUCUGGAGAGCCGGGAUCACCUGCAUCGUGAGCAGCGCGAAUACCUGGACCAGCUCAAUGCUCUUCGGCGUGAGAAGCAGAAGCUGGUAGAGAAGAUCAUGGACCAGUACCGAGUGCUGGAGCCCGGGCCCCUGCCCCGGACCAAGAAGGGCAGCUGGCUGGCAGACAAGGAGCCUCUUCACCGGCACCCGUGCGCCGGGCCCAGAGCUCCCUGUGUCUACGAGAGACCCUGGCUAGCAGCGGGCAGCGGCGGAAACUCAGUUCACGAUUCCCAACGGUGCGAAGUUCUGAGUCGUUCAGCCCGGGGGACACUCCCCGGCAGAGAUUCCGCCAGCGCCGUCCAGGCCCACUGGGAGCACCGAGCACCCAUGGCAAAGGUGUGGAAUGGGAUGGCUCCACCAAGACCGCCCAGGAACAUGAAGCAGAUGCCAGCAGGGAGAGUCUCCAGGAGCAGGAACUGGAGAAACGUCCCCUCGCCACGUCCCUUAGUCAGUGACACCAUGGGGACAGGGAGCUCGGGAGUCCAGUCCUCUCGCCACUGGGGUAUUAGUAGGGGCCCCAGGCAGCUCAAGAGCUCGGGUGACCAAAGCACCCAGGAGGAAUUCUUGGACGAAGAGGCCUCGGCUUGCAGGUCCUCCACGGCCUGCACUAGGGCCCCGGCCUGGAGCUUGGACAAUGUGGACAGGGGGGAUGGCUGGCCCUCACGAGCGGCCCCGUCUUGGGGCCCUGGCCCUGCUGUACAGCCGUCACCGAGGAGGCGGUCUCUGGGGCAUCCAUCUCAAGAAGGUUGGCAGGAGAAGCCAAGAGAGCCCCCUCGCUGAUCCAGAUUGGGAGCCAAGACCCAUUCCCUGGAGAACGUGGCCUAGCCUGCUGUCUGAGCCUUUGCUGGGACAUGAGAAUAAAGCUGAGAGGCAACCACCGAA